Cinara cedri is the source of this 3553-nucleotide messenger RNA. The record is from the annotation of a GenBank genome assembly. Lineage: Eukaryota; Metazoa; Arthropoda; Insecta; Hemiptera; Aphididae.
AUGGAAUGUUCUAUAUUACAGACUUCUCAGACUUCAUCUGCUGAACAACGCUGUGCUAGUAAUGUUUGCAGGCGACGUGGUGAUAAUCGCGAAGGCGGUGGAUACUAUAAAAUUGAAGUCAUUAAAAGACACUGUGGCAUAGAAAGUAAACCAAUAGUUUACCAGCAUUAAACUGAGUUUGGUGGUGGGCAAAACGGAACUAAUUGUCCUCACUAAAGCAAGACUCCAUAACGAGCUCACCGUGAAUCUAGCGGGAUCCCAGGUAACGCCAGGCCCUACCUAAGGUACCUAGAUGUAGAACUCAAGCAAAAACUUAACUUCACAGCGCACACAAGGCUAACAAGGCCGUCCAAUUGUAAUCUAUAAUACUGUCAAACAUAAGUGCGGCCAAGCACAGAAAACGUAUCCUGUUGGCAAAUGCGGUUUACUCUAUGCGGGCUACUCUAUGGGGUACCAAUUUGGGCGGCCAAGAUGUGUGCGAAAGGUUGGAAAACCCUGAUAAAAGUCCAAAAAAGGAUAUUCUUGCGUGUAGAAUGCACCUACCAAAUUAUAUCCACGGAAGCGGUCCUUGUAAUGGCUAGUAUCCCCCCUUUGAAACUUCAAGCAAAGUGCAUACAACAGAUUUACCAAAAUAGGAAGUAAGACAACUAGGACCAUAUUACUCACGACGUAAGAAACGAAGUACAGCAAAGGUCGCAAGAAAAAUGGAACGCAGGUAGAAAAGGACGCUGGACCUACGAAUUGAUUGGUGACUUAACCAAAUAGGUUAACAGAAGUCAUGGACUUUUUAAUUUUCAUCUAACCCAAGUUCUAACUGGGUACGGCUGCUUCGCAGCUUAUCUUAAUAAAUUUAGUAGACUGGAUUCAGCGAAGUGCUACUUUUGUACCGACGCCAACGAUGACGCCCUCCACACGCUCUUUAUUUGCGACGUGUGGGAAACCAGAAUACGGAGGCUACAGAUGCUAACUGGAGGCCGAUUCUCACCAUUGACCAUGAUCCAAGCGAUGCUGGACAAUGAAAAUGUGAAACGCGGUCGCUACCUUUAUAAAUUAGGUUAUAGUGAGCAAGGAGGAGUAUGAACGAGACCGUCAGAAAAAUCUUUAGAAGUCGAAUUAAAUAAUAUAAUUAUCAAUGUAGGCCAAAGGACAAAUCAGAGGGGGAAAUCCCCUUCAAACUAUGUAAGACUGAUGUUUGGGCGAGUUGGAGGGGUCAGAAAUGUACCUCCCACAGACCCACCAUACGAUGUAGUUUUGUGCUCAAUAAAUGAUGGUGGCUGGGGGAUAAAUGACUAACGUUAAUGGCACCCUCAAGCAUCAAAAAAAAAAUAACUUGGUCCAACAAUAAGUGAUAUAAAUAAUAAGAAGUAUGUAUUAAUUAAUUAUUGGCAAGACAAAAAUAAAUAUUACUGAAAUUACACAGAAUCUUGAUUCGACGGAACGCGCACUAUGUAGUAAAAACAAACUCAAAUUCAUCUAUUAUGGUAUUAAUUUUUUGAAACUGUUCAAUUAAUCUUUUUUAUAAGUACGACAAGAAUAGACGAGAACGAAAAUAUAUAAACACGUAGUACUAACGUUGUUAUUAUCAUUUUAUUUUUUAAGGGGUUCAUUCCCCUUUCCGAAAUUUCAUGAAAAUAAUUUUGAAAGUUGAUUUUUAACAGAGUCUCAAAAGUAGUUAAUGAGGAAGAUAAAUACAAUUUUGGUUUUAUUUUAAUUUUAUCACUAGACUGUAAGUACUUAUAGUAUAUUGUUACUUAUUAUUGUCAUUUCUAUUUGUUGUAGUUUUCCUGCUUUUAGAAAAUUAUAAAUUCAGUGGCGUAUCCAGGGGGGUUGUAACCCCCCCAAAAAAAUGUCUUCGAAAUAAAAGAAAAAUACUAACAUACAGUUUGAAAAAAGAAUAGUGUUAUUACACUUAUCAAUUUACACAAUUAAUACAAACUAAUAAUAUACAAGUCCAGUCCAGUGUAGUAUGUAUAUUAUAAUAAUAGGUAGUUCUAUGGUUAUCAAUAAUCGCUUUCGGUUAUCCAAAAAGACAAAGUAUUUUGCAAUUGUCAAUAGAAGAAGUAUAUCCACAGACUAAUCGUUUUAAACUAAAAAAUCUAUGUGCAACUCGAUGGAUCGAUCACCAUGAUGCAGUAAUAUUAUUUGAAGAAAUUCAAUCAACUAUUUUACAUACACUAGAUAAAAUUAAGAUGAAAUAAAGAACGCUCUAUACGAACUAUUAUGUCAAAUAUACGAGACUGGAAAAAUUCCGAGAGAUUUUUGAUGCAGUAGAUUAGUUAUCCUACCAAAAAAACCCAGAGCCAAUCAGUGCGAAAAUUUUAGGACCCUAAGCUUGAUAUCACAUGUGGCUAAAUUACUGGCAAUAAUUGUAAGCAAACAGAUAAGUAAGAGAAUAGAAGCUAGAUUAGAAAAUGAUCAAUAUGGUUUCCGGAAGAACAAAGGAACCAGGGAGGCUAUUUUAGGUCUGAGAGUAAUACUUGAAAAACAAAUUGAAAGACAAAAAAUCACUUAUAUGGCUUUUGUAGACCUAGAAAAAGCAUUUGAUAGCAUAAAUUGGACAAGUCUCUUUAAGAUUUUGGAAGAAACUGAGAUAGAUUUUAAAGGCAGACGUAUUCUCUAUAAGAUCUAUGAAGAACAAGAAACCAUUAUUAAUAUUAAUACAACAACAGUGACUGCCAAAAUCCAGAAAGGUGUGAGACAAGGGUGCCCACUUUCACCUGCAAUAUUCAAUGUAUUUAUUGAAAAAGCAAUAAAUACCAUAAAACUUUGUUUAGAACAAAAAGGAAUUGGAGUGAAAAUAGGAGGGGUACUAAUAACAAUGCUUCGCUUCGCGGAUGACAUAGUCGUUCUUGCAACAUCUAAGGAAGACUUACAAGCAGCAUUAAAUGCAAUGAAAAUAAAUGUAGCCAAGACCAAAACCCUAGUAUGCUACAAGAAAAACAUACCAUCUAUAAAUAUAACAUUAGAAAACAAAGAAAUUACCCAAGUAGACUAUUUCAAAUACCUAAGCAGCAUUAUAACAGACGACGGGAAAUCAAUUAAAGAAAUCAGAAGCAGGAUAGGUCAAGCAAAUAAUACAUUUCUCAAAAAGAGAAUAUUACUAACAUCAAAAAAUAUGAACAUAGUAACGAAGAAACAGCUAUUAAAAACAUACGUCUGGAGUGUGGCAUUAUACGGAAAUGAGACCUGGACAAUAAAUAAGAGAGAAAAAGAUAUGUUAGAAGCUUUCGAGAUGUGGUGUUGGAGAAAAAUUCGAAGAAUAAGCUGGAUUGAUAGAAGAUCAAAUGAAGACAUCCUGAGGACAAUAGAUGAAAAACGAACAUUGAUAGACAUUAUAAAGAAAAGGAGAUGGCAGAUGAUAGGACAUACGUUAAGGCAUGGAAAUGAACUGCAUAGUAUAAUAAUCGAAGGAAUGAUAGAGGGUACAAGAGCAAGAGGAAGACCUAGGACGAGAUACAUUAGUCAAAUAAUGCGGGAUGCAAGAGUCACUUCCUACAGGGAACUUAAGAAUAUAGCAAAUGAUAGAGAAAAGUGGAGAAGUCAUUUAUUGUAA